Molecule: messenger RNA, 906 nt
Organism: Penaeus indicus
Lineage: Eukaryota; Metazoa; Arthropoda; Malacostraca; Decapoda; Penaeidae
Exons: 3
Source: RefSeq, a predicted model, not a curated record
AAUGCUAAUAAUAAUAAUGAUAAUAAUAAUAAUAAUAAUAAUAAUAAUAAUAAUAAUAAUAAUAAUAAUAAUAAUAAAAGCAAUGAUAAUAAUGAUGAUAAUGGUGAUGAUGACAAUGAUAAUAGUAAUAACAAUGAUACUAACAAUAACAAUGAUAAUAAUAACAACAACAAUGAUGAUAAUAACAGCAAUAGUAAUAAUAAUGAUAAAAAUAACAAUGGUGACGAUAGUAAUAAUAAUAAUAAUAAUAAUGAUAAUAAUAAUAAUAAUAAUAAUAAUGAUAAUAAUAAUAAUAAUAAUAAUAAUAAUAAUAAUAAUAAUGAUAAUAAUAGCAAUGAUGAUAAUGAUAAUAAUAAUAAUAAUGAUAAUAAUAAUAAUAAUAAUAAUAAUAAUAAUAAUAAUAAUAAUAAUGACAAUGAUAAUAAUAAUAAUAAUAAUAAUAAUAAUAAUAAUAAUAAUAAUAACAGCAAUAAUAAUAAUAAUAAUAAUGAUAAUAAUAAAAAUGAUGAUAAUAAUAAUAAUAAUAAUAACAACACUAAUAAUGAUAAUGAUAAUAACGAUAAUAAUAACAAUGAUAAUAACAAUAACAAUGAUGAUAAUAACAGCAAUAGUAAUAAUAAUAAUAAUAAUAACAAUGCUAGUAAUAAUAAUGAUAAUAAUAAUAAUAAUAAUAAUAAUAAUAAUAAUGAUAAUAAUAAUAAUGAUAAUAAUAAUAAUAAUAAUGAUAAUAAUAAUAAUAAUGAACAAAAGUAUAAAUCGCACCGCAACCCCACUGCGGCCUCUAGUCACCCAUUCCUUAAAGCAAGCACACAGCAGCAAGCACACAGCGCGAGGGAGUCUCUGCAUCAGCGGAAAAGGAAGAAGUGCUUUCGAAAGCGACCCCCGCAAUACAAGCAGACCAAAUGA